AUGCUAGAAAAGAUGGCAUCCGGAAACCGCAUCAAAAAUGUUGCUGUCGUAGGAGCGGGAGGCAAUGUAGGCAGCUACAUAGCAAAUGCCCUCCUAAAGACGGGCAAACACACUGUUACAGCCAUCACGCGUCACAACAGCCAGAACAAGUUGGCCGAGGGCAUUAUAUCCAAAGAAAUCGACUACGAGAAACCAGAGACACUCGUUGACGCCCUUCGUGGCCAGGAUGCGCUUGUUAUCACUCUCAGCGGGUAUUCCCCAAUUCAAGAGACCGAGGAGAAGCUUGUCAGAGCGGCGGCUGAAGCAGGAGUCCCGUGGAUUCUUCCUAAUGAAUGGUCUCCUGAUACAGCGCACGAAGGCAUGGUGAACGAUCUGUUUCUUUUCAAACCAAAGGUGGCGACUCGCAAGCUGAUCGAAGAAAUCGGAAAGUCAUCGUAUAUCGCCCUCUCGACCGGCUUCUGGUACGAGUACAGUCUCGCAAUGCCGCGAAACUACGGUUUCGACUUUGCCAAUCACACCGUCAAAUUCUAUAAUGAUGGUGAAGACAAGAUCUGCACCUCUACAUGGCCACAGAUCGGUCGCGCGGUCGCUGCCCUUCUAAGCCUCCCAAUCCAGCCUGAAGAGCCAAACACGGAAGCAUGCCUUGAGAAGCUGAAGAACCGAGUUGUGUAUAUUAACUCCUUCAACAUCAGUCAGAAGGAUAUGUUGGCAUCUGCUUUGCGUAUCACCGGCACAAAAGAGGAAGACUGGACUAUUACGAAGGAACCGGCUACGCAGGUGUAUACAACAGGCCAGGAGCAUCUCAAGCAAGGCAAAAAAGAAGCUUUCGCCAACGUCCUGUACUCCCGGAUUUUCUUCCCAGAUGGUGCUGGAAACUUCGAAGACAGUAAGGGCACACUCAAUAGUAUGCUCGGUCUGCCAAAGGAAGACCUUGACGAAGCAACCAAUAUUGCGAUCGAGCGUCAGAAAACCCAAGCUGAUGGGCAUUGACGUCCAGUCGGUGUAAUAUCAGAUACACAUUUUUUGUCGUGAACCCAAUGUGAUUGAA
This is a messenger RNA of Talaromyces stipitatus ATCC 10500, 1048 nucleotides long. RefSeq lists its product as uncharacterized. The record is from RefSeq and is a predicted model, not a curated record. Gene Ontology annotation, molecular function: oxidoreductase activity. Lineage: Eukaryota; Fungi; Ascomycota; Eurotiomycetes; Eurotiales; Trichocomaceae. Bases 1 to 990 code for a protein of 329 amino acids. The transcript is spliced from 4 exons.